AUGCUUUUCACAGCAUCGCGAGAUUUGACAACGUUAUAUACUGUAUUCGCAGUGCUAGACGUUCUUUCCGCUUUCAUGGCUGCUGCAGAGAGGUGAGUGAUUGAAUGUACUCCAUUGGCAUCCGUCUUCAAAGCCGGUUAUUCGGUCUCUCUGAUGGUUCCAUGUUCUAGCAGGGACUUCAGUGAAGUGUCAGAGCAUUGUAUUUAUAAUGUAUCUGUAUGUUUAGAUAGAAUGGAGUGAAUAUUCCACAGGUUCUAUUUAUUAACAGUGGGGGUUCUUUUGCAGUCUAAAUCUUUCCUGCAUUCUGACAGUUGGAGAUGUAUUAUAUAAUGUAGAUCACACCCCACUGUUCUAGUACAGGCUCUUUAAUUGGUUUUAUUAUUUUUUGUUUUGUUUAAGUAAUAUCUAAAAAAUAUCAGUGGCCUACAACGUGCUGGAAUUUACAUGACCCUAGUAAAGUUUUCUUUAUAUUGGGUAACUGAAUUUAAUCUUCACAAAUACGUUAAACUUGUACUCUUACAUUUUGAAACCAUUUCUUUAAAUACGUGAUGUAAAAAAAAAAAAAACUGACCUGUUUUGAAUUAGUGAUGUAUUGAAAGGGCUACAAUCGACUGAUCUCGGUAUGUGCAUAUAAUCUUAAAACCUUUAAUAUAUAUAAGCCACAUGUCCCUACCUCCCAUCCUUUGCAUGCAGUUUAGCCCAACAGUUUUUAUGGUACAGUUUAAAAUACAUAAAUCUGUGCCUUGGGCUGUCCCAGGAAAUUGUAAUAUCAGGAGAUUACUAGUCUGCUGGUUGAGUAGGCCUGGAGAGUAGAGGGGGAAAAAAACAUGGGGAAGUGUAUUCUUUGACUAUAAGUCUAUAUAUCAUGUUCUGAGAUGAAAGGUUAGCACUCCUUGCACCAAGACAACUUCCUCUAAAUCAAGUUAUUGUGCCUGGAGGAUACUGGGUUUAAUCUUAAUCAGAGGUUAAACUUUUUUGAAUUGUUUAACCCCAGAGAUGCAACACACUCCGAUCUAUAGGUCCUCCAAGCAGCAUCUGGCUUCUGAAUGGGUUUCUGGAAGUGCUGAUUGCUGCCGGGUUGCAGCUUCGCUGGUUGGCUGAGUGCAUCAGUUGACUGCUCAGUGCUUCCUGAAACUUACAUUCUAUGUUUCUCACAGUCAGGAGCUGGAUGUUACUGUGGGGACCCUUCAGACUGGUGAUGGAGGCAUCUUUGUGGUUAAACCACUCUGAGAUCACUUUAGCUCCUGAAGGUAGAAGUGCCUCUAAACUAUCCCUUUAAAUUACAUCUAAUAUUGUGUGCAAUGCUUUUAUUUUAAUCUGUCUUAAACAGUUUAAUGUUUCUUUUUUCAGAGCGUAUGGGGACCCCUGUGAUCCUAGACCUAUGCAUGCUUGCAUCCAGGAAAUAUUACCGGUGAGAAUUAAACUUUAAAGAAUAGUUUAGUUGACUAGCUAUACAACAAUUGUUUGUAUGUCUGUAUCCUUAUGUUUUGUAUUUGAGGGAACAUAGAGCAAUAUCUAUCUAUCUCCUACUGUUGUAGUUAUGGUCCAGGUUGUUCCUUUGUGCCCUUCCAAAGUAACUUGUCAAGCUGUGCUUAAAUGGUGUGAUAACACACCUGGCUCCUCUUUGCUUGGUAGAUGUCUUCAGAGCUAACAAGUCUGAUAUCGGGCCAUGCUUAUUGGCUGACAUUCGGAUUAUUCACUCACCCAGUGAUGGCAACCAUGCUCGGCUCUAUAAGGCUGACCAAACUCUUUAAAUGAUGAUCUGGAAGCAGGGUACAAAUGCCCUGCUGUCACCAUAGCAACUACAGUGGGCUGUAGUGGUUAUUUUUCCUGCUAUGCCGUAGGUUGAAAGCGGUCUUGCCCAAUUUAGAUUAGUAUGGCAUUGUUGACGAAACAAGAAUCUUGGAGAUGUUCUUGGACAUUUGAGCUUACAUGUUUGAGAAACUUUAAAGGAUCACUAUAGGCACCCGGACCACUUCAGCUUAAUUUAGUGGUCUGGGUGCCUGGUCCAGCUAGGGGGUCCUUUAAUGUGCACAGAACUCUUCUGAAUUUGGCUGGCAUUAAUUUUAAGUGUCAUACAUACCAUAUGUGAUCUUCACUUUGUCUCAACAUCUUGGCCAAUAUGUGUCCGAUAGAAAAAUUGCAGUUAGUCAGGCAGACUUACCACUGCUACAGGUACAUCCUGUACUGCUAAUGCUACUCAUAGACCAGGGCUAAAUUAAUGCCAUUAUUGGCUGGUGUGCUGGGUUUCUCCAAUGCUUCCAAAGGUAAUCUAUCCUAGUCUCACAGGAGGCUGAGUGGAGGAAGAGGGGGUUUUCAAAUCAAAAUUUUAUAUUUUCCCCCUUUAACAUGAAAGGUACCUCAUUGUUAAUGCAUUAGUCAAAUAUGAGCUAAAAAGCCUAUGAUGAUUUUGUUAUCCCUGUCUGACCUAAUAAUGAAAGACUCUGUAAAAUCUGAGGCUUUGGAAUGGCGGUAGGAGCAUUUACUGAUUGGAUUUUGUUGCAUGUGAAUUCAUUUUGCUUUUUUAUUUUCUACAGGACUCUGCAGAUUGA
Molecule: messenger RNA, 2552 nt
Organism: Pelobates cultripes (western spadefoot toad)
Lineage: Eukaryota; Metazoa; Chordata; Amphibia; Anura; Pelobatidae
Source: the annotation of a GenBank genome assembly